ACCUUUCUGUCAUGCUGAACAAAGGCUCUCUUGAGGUCCUAAUAAAUACCGGCAGUCAUAGUCAGCGUCGCGUCGUCAGACGACCUGACCAAGGRAACCUGAGCGACGGCAGAGAGCAUUCGCUACGCAUAGAGAGGCUGCCUGGCAGAUCCUUUGCAGUCCAAGUGGAUGAGGAACCCAAGAGGGAGGCGCCGCUGCCCAAUGACCAGCCAAUCAGGCUGCAGCGCAUCUUCCUCGGUGGUAUUCCAGCAGACGUGGAGCAGACAUCCAACAGAGUCAAUGUCCCAUUCCAGGGAUGCAUAUGGAACCUCAUGGUCAAUUCAGUGUAGGUUUUUGUUUUUCUUCAGUUGAUGGGUUUAGAAAACUUCAAGCAAACCAAAACWUGUCUCUACAAACUCCAUGAGAAAGUUCAGCCUGGUUAUUUGGUAAAUACCAAAUAUGAACACAGGAAGCAGUUGCUGUGUUUUGAGGUAGCUGAAAACACUGAGAAGUACGAUUUUUAUUWAAAAAAAUUUUGAGAACCCAUCUUGAAAACUGCAUUAGACUUUACGCAGCCUUUGCAAACCCUCAUCCAUCAAUGCAAACCGCUCUAGAGUUAAUUUGGCAGUGAACCCAGACCACCUUAAACGGUCUCGUUAACAGUCUCACCCUAGUGCGACUGUCAUGUUUACAUCUACAUAAAAGAACGGCGCUAAUGGAGAAGAUGAACCAGAGUUUGUUUUAACCGGACUAAACACCAGGUGUGAAAACAUCCCUCAAAGCCAUCUUGUAAACACUCUGCUGAAUUAAAGACCAGCUAAUGACUGCAGGAGAUCAAUAACGGUAUUGCUGCUGCUGUUGAUGAUGAAAGCCGGCGUUUUGUUCUGCCUGAGCAG
This is a messenger RNA of Poecilia reticulata (guppy), 875 nucleotides long. The record is from RefSeq and is a predicted model, not a curated record. Lineage: Eukaryota; Metazoa; Chordata; Actinopteri; Cyprinodontiformes; Poeciliidae.